This is a messenger RNA of Suillus bovinus, 644 nucleotides long. RefSeq lists its product as uncharacterized. NCBI's taxonomy places the organism in Eukaryota, Fungi, Basidiomycota, Agaricomycetes, Boletales, Suillaceae. The record is from RefSeq and is a predicted model, not a curated record. The transcript is spliced from 4 exons. The coding region runs from base 1 to 507 and encodes 168 amino acids.
AUGGUGUGGUUCCACAAGUUUGACGAGACGUUUACGACAAAAAUCAGGAGGUCGCUAGGAAUUCAAGAUACUGAUGCUGAGAGGGGCAGUCGCGUUUUUGCAUGGUGGCAAGUUGUCCUAUGUCAUUAUACCCUCUGGAAGCACGACGUCCAUCACCGCGACAUAAGUCCUAACAAUCUCAUGGUCUACUGGUUGAACGGCCAAUGGAUCGGGGUCCUCAACGAUUACGACUUAUCAUCGAUCAAACGUGAUGGGCCCAGAGGGAAGCAGGUCACAGGAACAGUUCCAUUCAUGGUAGUUGACCUGCUCUCCCAACCUGUCCUCGAAGGCAAAGCCACACACCUGUACCGGCACGAUGCUGAAUCGUUAGUGUACCAAGGAGGCAAGUUGUUGAGUAAUGGCAGACUGCUCAAUGACUGGCACAAAUUGGAUGCUCCUGGAUGCUGGAAGGAAAACCAGCCUUUCUGGGCCACAUUCGGCACGGGAAGGCCGAGGACAGCGACAUAAAACCUCCGUUGUCACAUCACUCUAACUGGAGAAUAGCGGGAGCUUGCCUGGACAUAAUCCAUUAUACUCCCGUGGCCAAAAUGGACGAAUUAAAUGGGCCUAUUCUUCGGAAAUGGCUCCUGGAUAACGUGGAGUCU